This is a messenger RNA of Oncorhynchus nerka (sockeye salmon), 14167 nucleotides long. It is a transcript of the gene chd9, whose product is annotated as chromodomain helicase DNA binding protein 9. The transcript is spliced from 40 exons. Bases 224 to 9487 code for a protein of 3087 amino acids. NCBI's taxonomy places the organism in Eukaryota, Metazoa, Chordata, Actinopteri, Salmoniformes, Salmonidae. The record is from RefSeq and is a predicted model, not a curated record. Gene Ontology annotation, molecular function: ATP-dependent chromatin remodeler activity; ATP binding; protein binding.
GUCACGCCAGCAGCAGUAGACCCGCUGUGGUCAACUAGUUAACUUCGCUCUUAUAAUUUUCAGUCAACGGAUUUUGCUUCACUUCGUUUUUCUCUCCAGAGCCAGUCUGUGAUGGACAUACUGUAGCUCAGUAACACGUGGCGCUCCUCAGCACCAGCUAGAAACCAGCAGAGGUCCAACGUGAGGGACUGGUCUCCGGAAGACUGACCCUGGUCCGUGGGCCAUGACAGAUCCCAUCAUGGACUUCUUUGACGACCCCAACCUGUUUGUGGGAGGGCUGGACGGGUUGGCUGAGGAGGGCUUCUCCCCUGGACCCUCGCUGGUGGAUGAGCUCAACCUCAGCGCAGGCUUUGAGCCCCUACAGGUGGAGCCGAUAGGGGCAGGGAAACACCCCGGGAUGAUACCCACCUCCAUGCCCUCCUCCACCCAACAGAGCAUGGCUUAUGGGCAGCAGAUGGGGCAUUUUCCGGGCAUGAAGGCCCAGAACUCCAUGGGACAGCCCUUCGCUGGCUCUGAGGGUGUGGGUGGUGGAGGGAUGAUAGCAGCACAGCAUACCCAGUUCCAUGGACGCUCAAUUGGUCAGGCACCCCAAUCCAACGCGUUGUUUUCCAACAGCAGCCCCAUGUGGGGCAACCAGGACCAGAACGGGAACCUCUACCACUCAGUGCCCCAGCAACAGCAACAACUACAUCAACAACAGCAGCAGCAACUCCACAACCAACAGCAUCACCUCCGACAGCAACAGCCACAGCAGCAGCAUCACCCUUGUCAACAACAACUUCAGCAACAACAAGUGCAGCAGUUACAGCAGCAACACCAGCUUCUGAACCAGCGGCAGCAGCAGCACCUUCGUCAACAGGUAGUGAACCCUCAGUCUCUGCCCCAGCAGCACCACAGCUUCCCCUUCCACCAGGCCAACCAACAGCCAGCAUCACACAACCAGCAGCGUACCACCGGGGGGACCCAGUUCCACUCCAGGGCUGUGCCUAACUCAGGGGCUCUGGCCACAGCUAAUGUGGAAACCCCCAAUGCCUCGCUGGCUGGAAAUUCACCACAGCAGGGUGGCUACCAGCUGGUGCAGGGGGCCUUUCCUGGGGUAGGGCCAGAGGACUCUAGCAUGUCCUUCUCCAUGCAGACCUGCUCCCCCAUGGCUCACACCCUGUCCUCCUGCUCAGUGAGCUCCACCACCACCUACCCUCCCUCCCAGUACUCCUUCCCUGGCCAGGGACAGCCUGGCAUCUCCAGCCUGAGCCAGCCUCUCUCUUUAGCCCCAGUGUCCAUGAUCCCCACCACCACUCCCCUGCCCUCCUCAGUGCCUGAACUCUCUCUCGUGGGAGCUGGAUGUGCGUUUUCGUCUGCUCCAGGGAUGACUCAGCAUCAUCAGCCCAAACAGGUCCCAGUCAGCCAGGCUGAGGACGAAUGUCCCUUCCGGGCUCUGCGCUGCUCCAGGCAGACCUUAGGGAACUACGACUCAUCUGAGAUGUUUGGCCAGGCCAUGAGCUGCUACCCCAGUGCAGUCAGCCAGCUCGUUCCAGACCAGCACCAGCCCCAGAACUGUGGAUCUAACUUGGAAGUUACCAGACCUCCGGCCAGCACCACUACCACUAACGGCUACGUGUCUCUAGAGGUUAGCCUGGCAGGGCUGCAAGGGGAGGUGGAGGCCCAAGGAGGGGGCUUUGAAGGCUUGGAGGCUCCGGACCUGCUGGCUGAUGAGCUGCUGCCUCAGCUGGAGGCUGCCCUUAGUCAGCACGACCACCACGACUCCAACUGUUCGUGGACCAAUGGUGAGGAUGGAGAAAGGAAUGGAAAGGGAGAGGAAGAAGAAGAGAUGAAGGAGGAAGAAAGGAUCUCCAUAUCCAUGGACUACAAGAUACAGCCUCCCAAGAACAAGAAUGCUAAUGGUCCCAACAGCCACACAGCAGCGCGGGUCCUCAGCCCCCCGAUGAAGAGCAGCUCAUCCUCCUCGUCUUCGUCCUCCUACAGCUCGUCGUUGGAGAAGCGGGCCCAGCGGAGGCUGGUGAAGGAGCAGAGGGAGCAGCAGCAGCAGCAACUGAUGGAGGAGGCUGGGGAGGACAAGCAGCAGAAGGCUAACAGGAUCAUCCAUGAGGCCAUUGCUAAGGCCCGGGAGAGAGGAGAGAAGAACAUCCCCAGGGUUAUGAGUCCAGAGAGCUUCCCCUCUGGGAGCUCCUCGGCCCACAGGAGAGAGAGGGAGAGGGACAGAGACAGAGAUAGGGAGAGGGACCGUGGCAACAAGACCAGGACCAAGGCCUCCAAGAAGGCCCGCAUUGUGCCCUCGUCCAAGCCCAAACAGAAGGCCAAGAUCGGGAAAAUCGUCAUUAAAUUUGGAGGGAUGAAGAAGAAGAGGGAGACAGAGUCUUCAGAGGAGGAGUCUGAUGAAGAACGUCCGCCUCGAAGAUCCUUUAAAGACGAUGACUCGACGCGUCGGUCGAACCGCCAGGUGAAGAGGAAGAAGUAUGCAGAGGAGGGAGAGGCCAGGGUGUCUGAUGAGGAGGUGAAGGUCAUGGUUAAAACCAAGAAGACCAGCACUGCUGCAGCACGCAAAGAGCCAGCACAGCAGCUGUUUGUGGAAAACCCCAGUGAGGAGGAUGCUGCGGUUGUUGACAAGAUCAUGUCAUCUCGAAUAGUCAAGAACGAGGUCGCUCCAGGAGUUAUCGUAGAAGUGGAGGAGUUCUUUGUAAAAUACAAAAACUACUCCUACCUCCACUGUGAGUGGGCCGUAGAGCAGCAGCUGGAGAAAGACAAGAGGAUUCAGCAGAAGAUCAAACGUUUCAAGAUUAAACAGGCACAGAGAGCCCACUUCUUUGCAGAUAUGGAGGAGGAUCCCUUUAACCCUGACUAUGUGGAGGUAGACAGAGUACUCGAGGUAUCCUAUUGUGAAGACAAGGACACAGGAGAGCAGGUGGUGUACUACCUGGUGAAGUGGUGCUCUCUGCCCUAUGAAGACAGUACAUGGGAACUGAAGGGGGAUGUGGACCAGAGUAAAAUAGAGGAGUUUGAGCUGCUGCAGGCAGCAAGGCCAGACUCCCGCAGGAUGGAGCGUCCCCCAGCCAGCCUGUGGAAGAAGAGGGAUGAGUCGAGGGAGUACAGGAACAGUAACGUCCUCAGGGACUACCAGCUGGAGGGAGUCAACUGGCUCCUCUUCAACUGGUACAACAGACGGAACUGUAUACUGGCAGAUGAGAUGGGUCUGGGGAAGACCAUCCAGUCCAUCACGUUUCUGGAGGAGAUCUGGCGUGUGGGCAUCAGGGGCCCCUUCCUCAUCAUCGCCCCCCUCUCCACCAUCGCCAACUGGGAGAGGGAGUUCAGAACGUGGACCCACCUCAACGUCAUUGUCUACCACGGCUCCAUGGUCAGCAGGCAGAUGCUGCAGCAGUACGAGAUGUACUCCAGAGACACACAGGGUCGUGUGGUGCGGGGAGCCUACAAGUUCCACGCCCUCAUCACCACCUUUGAGAUGAUCCUGGGCGGCUGUCCAGAGCUCAACGCCAUCGAGUGGCGCUGCGUCAUCAUCGACGAGGCCCAUCGCCUCAAGAACAAGAACUGCAAGCUGCUAGAGGGCUUCAAGCUCAUGAAUCUGGAACACAAAGCUCUCCUGACAGGGACCCCCCUCCAGAACACAGUAGAGGAGCUGUUCAGUCUGCUGCACUUCCUGGAGCCUCAAAGCUUCCCCUCAGAGAAUACCUUCAUGCUGGAGUUUGGAGACCUCAAGACUGAGGAGCAGGUCCAGAAGUUGCAGGCCAUCCUGAAGCCCAUGAUGCUGCGUCGUCUCAAGGAGGACGUGGAGAAGAAGCUGGCUCCUAAGGAGGAAACCAUCAUUGAGGUGGAGCUGACCAACAUCCAGAAGAAGUACUACAGAGCCAUCCUAGAGAAGAACUUCUCCUUCCUGUCUAAAGGAGUCGGCCAGGCCAACGUCCCCAACCUGGUCAACACCAUGAUGGAGCUGAGGAAGUGUUGCAACCACCCCUACCUCAUCAAAGGUGCUGAGGAGAAGAUCUUGGAGGACUUCCGAGAGGUGUACAGCCCUGUUGCCUUUGAUUUCCACCUGCAGGCUAUGGUGCAGUCGGCUGGUAAACUGGUCCUCAUAGACAAGCUGCUGCCCAAGAUGAAGGCCGGGGGACACAAGGUCCUCAUCUUCUCCCAGAUGGUCCGCUGUCUGGAUAUCCUGGAGGACUACCUCAUCCAGAGAAGGUACCUGUAUGAGCGUAUCGAUGGCAGAGUGAGAGGUAACCUGCGUCAGGCAGCUAUAGACCGUUUCAGCAAACCAGACUCGGACCGCUUUGUGUUCCUGCUGUGUACCCGGGCUGGAGGUCUGGGCAUCAACUUGACUGCUGCUGACACCUGUAUUAUCUUUGACUCAGACUGGAACCCACAGAACGACCUGCAGGCCCAGGCUCGCUGCCAUAGGAUUGGUCAGAACAAGGCGGUGAAGGUGUACCGUCUGAUCACCAGGAACUCUUACGAGCGGGAGAUGUUUGACCGGGCCAGCCUCAAACUGGGCCUAGACAAGGCUGUGCUGCAGAGCAUGAGUGGCAGGGAGAACAGCUUGCCAGGUGGAGGGCCGACCCAGCAGCAGCUGUCUAAGAAGGAGAUUGAGGACCUGCUGAGGAAAGGGGCGUAUGGAGCUCUGAUGGACGAUGAGGAUGAGGGGGCCAAGUUCUGUGAGGAGGACAUCGACCAGAUCCUUCAACGCAGGACCAAGACCAUCACCAUCGAGUCUGAGGGACGGGGAUCUACCUUUGCCAAGGCCAGUUUUGUGGCAUCCGGAAACCGCACAGACAUUUCUCUGGAUGACCCCAACUUCUGGGACAAGUGGGCCAAGAAGGCUGAGAUUGACAUGGACACUGCCAAUGGCAGAAACAGCCUGGUAAUUGACACUCCGAGGGUGAGGAAGCAGACCCGACCCUUCAGUGCCACUAAGGACGAGCUGGCAGAGCUGUCAGAGGGGGAGAGUGACAACGAGGACAAGCCCAAGCUCCGCCGGCCCCACGACCGCCUCAACAGCUACGGCAGGACAGAGUGCUUCAGAGUGGAGAAGAACCUACUAGUAUACGGGUGGGGUCGUUGGAAGGAUAUCCUGCUCCAUGGUCGUUUUAAGAAGCAGCUGACAGAGCGUGAUGUAGAGUCUAUCUGCAGAGCCCUUCUGGCCUACUGUCUGGUUCACUACCGCGGUGACGACAAGAUCAAGAGCUUCAUGUGGGACCUGAUCGCCCCCUCCGAGGACGGACAGACCAAGGAACUACAGAACCACCUGGGUCUGUCGACCCCGGUCCCCAGAGGCAGGAAGGGGAAGAAGAUGAAGACUCAAUCCAGCACAUUUGACAUCCAGAAGGCUGAGUGGAUCAGGAAGCACAACCCAGAACAUAUGCUGCAGGACGAGGGAUACAAGAAGCACCUCAAACACCACUGCAACAAGGUGUUGCUGCGGGUUAGAAUGCUCUACUACCUGAAACAAGAGGUGAUGGGAAGCCAGUCACAGAAGAUACUGGACGGCGUGGACUCCAGUGAGAUCAAGAUCUGGGUUCCUGAGCCCGACAGCUCUGAGCUACCAGCCCUGUGGUGGGACAACAUCUCUGACAAGUGUCUGCUGUUGGGGGUCUACAAGCACGGUUAUGAGAAGUAUAACACAGUGCGUGCAGACCCUGCCCUCUGCUUCCUAGAGCGGGUGGGCCGGCCAGACGAGAAGGCCAUCGCUGCUGAACAGAGAGCCAAUGACUUCAUGGAUGGGGACGUAGAUGACCCAGAAUACAAGCCUGCCCCAGCCUUGCUGAAGGACGAUAUGGAGGAUGACGCCUCCUCUCCUGGAGACCUGGUUGUCACAGACAACCCUGGAGAGGGUGCUCCAGUGAUGAUGGAGGGGUUAGGUGGUGGAGGAGGAGGAGACGCAGCCUACUGGCCCUCCUCCUCAGUGCUAACAGCCAGACUGAGACGUCUGAUCACAGCCUCUCAGCGCUACACCAAGUCCAGACAGAUCCUCCACAUCCACCAGACCCAGCACACCACCCAGGUCACGCCCUCACUGUGUCCCCUGCCACCCACCCUCAACGACACUAUCAACCCCAAGAUGGCCGCCAAGAUAGAACGCCAGCAGAGAUGGACGAGGCGAGAGGAAGCUGAUUUUUACCGUGUGGUGUCUACCUUUGGUGUGGUGUUUGACCCAGACCUGGGCCGUUUCGACUGGACCAAGUUCAGAGCCAUGGCUCGGCUGCACAAAAAGACAGACGAGAGUCUGCAGAAGUACCUGUGGGCCUUCACUGCCAUGUGCAGGAGAGUGUGUCGCCUGCCACCAAGAGAAGGAGACACAGCGGUGGACCCCUCUCUGUCCAUUCAGCCCAUCACAGAGGAGCGUGCAUCUCGUACCCUCUACAGAGUAGAGCUGCUACGCCAGGUCAGGGAACAGGUCCUGCGCCACCCCUUGCUCUAUGAGCGCCUGCCCCUGUGCCAGCUGGGCUCGGACCUGCCCGUGUGGUGGGAGACCGGUACCCACGACCGAGACCUCCUAAUCGGGGCCACCAAGCACGGCGUCAGCCGCACAGACUACCACAUCCUCCGAGACCCAGAGCUCUGCUUCAUGGCUGCUCAGCGCAACUACAGCCAGAAUAAAGGAGUCCAACAGUCAUCCCAGACCCCUACUCCGCUCCUGAACCCCCAGUACCAGGCUAGUAGAGACCCAGCCUUGGCAGAGUCCCCAGUGCCAACCCCAGCCCAGAUGGAGAGGGAGAGGGAGGACAUCCCGGGGGCAGUGCCCAAAGAAGAACCUCUCUCGGAGGGGGAGGAGCGCAUGGAGAGAGGGGGUCAGGUGGAGGGGGAGAGGUGGAGUCCCCAGCCUGCCCCUCUCACCCCUACAGGGAUAGAGGAGAAGCCUGAUCUAGGGGUGGUGAAAGGAGAGAACGAGAGCCACAUGGUGGCGGCACGGACCAAGCCACUCACACCCAACUCAGCCGCCAGGAAAGAGAAGAAAGCUAAUAAAAGAAGUCGAAGAGAGGCCAGACGAGCCGCCUCCGCAGCAUCAGACUCCGACUCGGACGGCUCCUCCUCCAGCUCUUCAUCACGAUCUUCUUCAUCAUCGUCAUCGUCGUCCUCUUCCUCCUCACGCUCCGGAUCCAGCUCCUCUUCGUCUUCAUCCUGCUCAUCAGGCUCCUCAUCUUCCUCUUCCUCAUCUUCAUCUUCCUCUGUUGGCAGUGAGAGUGAGGGAGAGGAAGGAAAGACCAAGGUCCCGACAGUGGCCAUCGCGAAGGGAUUUGACGAAGACAGUGUGGCGUCUCUCAGCACCACUCAGGAUGAGAUGCAGGACAGUCACGUGACAGAGAACGGUAGCAACAACUCACACCACCACCCCUUCCAGGGAGGAUACAUGCUGGCUGCAUCCUACUGGCCCAAGGACCGUGUGAUGAUCAACCGUCUGGACAGUAUCUGCCAAGCAGUGCUGAAGGGGAAGUGGCCGGGGGCCCGGCGGUCGUACGAGGCAGGAGGGGCCGUAGCCUCCUUCUACACCACCAAGUUGCUGGACAAUGCAGCUGCUGCCAACAACAGCAGCAACCUCUGCUCAGCUUCCGCCUCGGCCUCAGAGGACCCCUCUGCCUCCCCUCAGGGUUCAAAGGUGAAGAAGCAUGUUGCAGGAGAAAAGGAGUUCUCAGUGAAAAUGAAUGAACAGGAGGGGGGUCUGAAGCUGACCUUCCAGAAGCAGGGGCCCGGCCAGCCCCUGAAGAGGCCCCUGGAGCCUGAGGAGGGGCCCCUGAGCCAGCAGCAGUACCUUACAAGGCUCCAUGAGCUCCAGAGUGCCUCAGACACCAGUCUGGCUGACUUCACCAAGCCCCAGGCUGCCAGCUUCCCACAGGCAUCUACAGGUCUGGCAGGUCAGAUGAAGCUGAACGGAGGUAUGGAUGGCCAGCCGGUGGUGAAGAGGAGGAGAGGAAGAAGGAAGAAUGUGGAGGGGAUGGACCUGCUCUUUAUGAACAGGAAAAGAGGACCAACCGUGCCUGAAAGCAUGCCCCCGGCGUGGGGUGGUAUGAGUCAGGCUGGCACUGGGCUGUCUAUUGCCUCAGGGCAGGGUAACCCCCUAGGGGCCCAGGGCCCUAUGGACACAGAGAGCAGGGUCUCUGUCAUCAACCUGAAAGAUGGGACCCGUCUGGCCGGAGACGAUGCCCCCAGGAGGAGGGAGCUGGAGCUGUGGCUCAAAGAACACCCAGGCUUUGUGGCUGACACAGGGGCCUUCAUCCCUGGAGUGAAUAAGAGGCAGCUGGAGCAGUUCCAGCAGGAUGGUAGACCCAAGCAGAAGAGGCAUCGCUGCAGGAAUCCCAACAAGAUCGAUGUCAACAGUCUGACAGGAGAGGAGAGGGUCCAGAUCAUCAACAGGAGAAAUGCACGCAAGGUUGGUGGGGCCUUCGCCCCCCCUCUAAAGGACCUGUGUCGGUUCCUUCAGGAGAACCCAGAGUACGGGGUUCCACCAGAGUGGGCCGACGUCGUCAAGCAGUCGGGCUACCUCCCAGAGAGCAUGUUUGACCGGAUCCUGACAGGACCCAUCGUACCAGAGGAGGUGAGUCGGCGUGGACGGAGGCCCAAGAGCGCCCUGGCCAAGGCUGCAGCUACAGCCAACCAGGGGGCCCCAUCCCUGGGCCUCAACCCCCUGCUGGCCAACGGCCUCCUCUCUGGCAUGGAUCUAUCUAGUCUACAGGCCUUCCAGCAGAACCUCCAAAGUCUCCAGUCACUGCAGCUCACUGCCGGCCUCAUGGGCCUGCCCACCGAUGCUAACAACCUGGCCGCCAUGUUUCCCAUGAUGCUCUCUGGCAUGGCUGGGCUUCCCAACCUCCUGAGCAUGGGGGGUCUGCUGGGGAAGCCCUCACAGGACGCAACAGGGGGAGCUGAGCAGAGGAAGAGGAAGAAGGGAAGCAGAGAAGGAGGAGGAGGGGAGCCCUCGUCUGCCUCCUCCAAAGCCCCCUCCUCCCACUCCCACGGCCCCUCCCACACCUCGGACACCAAAGGUGAAAGGACAGAAGGUCAAAGCAGGGAUGGAGAUGGCCGCAUCCCCAGUGUCCAUUCCCCCUCCAGUUCCUCUGCCACCACCUCCAUCACCACCCCACUAAGUGCUUCUGCUGCCCAGGCAGCCUCCAGUCACCCUCUGUCUCUUAACCCCUUGUUACUCUCCAGUAUGCUUUACCCAGGGAUGCUUCUCACUCCAGGCCUUAACCUUCCUGUGUCCACCACACAGCCACCACACAGUGACUCAAACAGUGACCACAAGCCCACUAAGACCUCUAAGACCGCCCCCUCAAAACCUCUGUCGCCAAGGAGAACACCAGAGUGUCAGGAAGAGGAGGGUCUUGGUGACAAGAGGGAGGAGUCAGGGGAACACAAGGAGGAGAACAGUGGUCCAGAAGGCUCGGGGAAGGCGGAGUCAUCUUCUUCAUCAGAGUCUGGGAGCUCUUCUUCAUCAUCUGAUGGGUCAUCAGACUCCAGCGAUGAAGACUGAGCCUAAUGAAAAUAUAAAUCUAUUUAUGGAUCUAUUAGAAAUGUACACACAUACAGUACCAGUCAAAAGUUUGGACACACCUACUCAUUCAAGGGUUUUUCUUUAUUUUGACUAUUUUCUGCAUUGUAGAAUAAUAGUGAAGACAUCAAAACUAUGAAAUAACACAUAUGGAAUCAUGUCGUAAACAAACAAUUGUUCAACAUAUUAAAAUAUAUUUUAUAUUCUUCAAAGUAGCCACACUUUGACUUGAUGACAGCUUUGCACACUCUUGGCAUUCUCUCAACCAACUUCUCCUGGAAUGCUUUUCCAAUGGUCUUGAAGGAGUUCCCACAUAUGCUGAUCACUUGUUGGCUGCUCUUCCUUCACUCUGCAGUCCAACUCAUCCCAAACCAUAUCAAUUGGGUUGAGGUGGGGUGAUUGUGGAGGCCAGGUCAUCGGCCAGGUCAUCUGAUGCAGCAUUCCGUGACUCUCCUUGGUCAAAUAGGCCUUACACAGCCAGGAGGUGUAUUUUGGGUCAUGGUCCUAAUAGGUCUACCAAAUGCAAACCAGAUGGGAUAGCGUAUCGCUGCAGAAUGCUGUCGUAGCCAUGCUGGUUAAGUGUGCCUUGAAUUCUAUAUAAAUCACAAACAGUGUCACCAUCAAAGCACCCCCAUACCAUCACAUCUCCUCCUCCAUGCUUCACUGUGGGAACCACACAUGUAGAGAUUAUCCGUUCACCUACUCUGCGUCUCACAAAGACACGGCGGUUAGAACCAAAAAUCUUACAUUUGGACUCAUUUUUUUUCAGCAAUUCGACCAUUAAGGCCUGAUGCAGUCUCCUCUGAACAGUUGAUGUUGAGAUGUGUCUGAAUGAAGCAUUCAUUUGGGCUCUAAUCUGAGGUGCAGUUAACUCUAAUGGACGUGUCUUCUGCAGCUGAGGUAACUCUGUUUCUUCUAUUCCUGUGGCGGUCCUCAUGAGAGUUAGCUUCAUCAUAGCGCUUGAUGGUUUUUGCGACUGCACUUAAAAAAACUUUCAAAGUUCUUGAAAAUUUCCGGAUUGACUGACCUUCAUAUAUUUUGAUUUGUUUAACAAUUUUUUGGGUUACCACAUGAUUCCAUAUGUGUUAUUUCAUAGUUUUGAUGUCUUCACUAUUAUUCUGCAAUGUAGAAAAUAGUUAAAAUAAAGAAAAACCCUGAAAUGAAUAGGUGUGUCCAAACUUUUGACUGGUACUGUAUAUAUUACAUAUAUAUAUGGAUUUCCCUGCACUUACAUUGUGAUUUCUUUUCAUGUAAAUACAGAAAACAAACUAAAAUGUUGUGUAAUAAAGAUUACAAAAGUGAGACAAGAAGAACCAUGACCUAGGAGAAACUGAAAUGAACUUUCAGUGUUUGUUCAAAAAGGUACAAUCUCAUUUUGAGAGACAUUUUGCAUGUCAAACUUUAGUAGAUUUCUGAACUUGUAUUAGGCCUACACACAUUGAUGUACAAUUGCAACAAUAUGGGAAAAAGAAAUCAAAAUGGCAUUAUUGUAAUUAUCAUGUUGGGAUUUAAUUUUAUUAAAAAAGAGGAAAUAAAUAUGCGCUCUCUGCUGAGCUCUACUGUUAAUAUAUUUUGUAGUGGGAGGAAAAGACCUUUAAUAUUUAGCCUUCCUCUGUAAAUACUUUUACAGGUUUUUUUCUUGAUACUUACAGUAUACUUUGCGGAUCAUACGUUUGGAAAAGUCAGCAAUAACUCGGGCAGCUAAUGAAUGUGACUGAUGCUGUAGAUCCUUCAUCAGCCAUGCUUCUCACACAAGGGAGAGGUGUUCAGUCUCUGUUCCAAUGUCCACACUAACACAGUUAUUCAAAUGAAGAAAUGUAUUGGACAUUCAUUCUAAGUAGUAUGCUAGUGUACAUUUUGGAAUGUAGUCUCCCCUGCCUGUCUCGCACAACCAACACACAUGGUUCUUUUGACACCGAGGUGCACUUUAGUUUCCCAUAUUACACUCGCUAGCACAUAACCAGUUGGGUCUACUCCCCAAAUGCUGCUCUCGCUGGGACAGAAAAGACACAAUUCCACCCCAGUGUUUUUGACUGCAUCGUUAUUUCAGCAGAGUAUAGAAGAGAUUGAGUUCACUGCAAAUACAUCCUGUUGUGUGUGUAUUGGCAAGGCUGGCUCACUCGUCCCCGCUGGGAUCUGUGUUCUUCAUGGCAUACUCUUGAGAGCUUCCACUCGCUUAGUCUCUUCCAGUGCCUUGAGUCUGCGAGACUACCACUCACUGUGUUCUGGCUGUGUGUGUUUGUUUGCGUGGGCAUUUCUUUCCGUUUUGGCUGAGUCAGUGUGUUCUUCAGGCCAUGUACUGAUUGUGUCCCAUGCGUGCAGCAUCAAUCGGGCCAUUGUGUAUUGGUAAGGCUUGAGAUUUGGGUUCUACAACCAAAAGUGAAGUCACAUAAACAGUGACUGCUGGUAUAGUCGACAUAGUAUACUCAACACCCCCUGAGUCAUCUUUAAUACUUUAAAAGCCCAUCAGUAUCUGUGUUCCACUCGUAGUGCCGCCUUCUGCUAUCGAAUGAGCUGAAGAAUCUCCAAUGAGCUCUGACUGUGGGUGAUGUCUGUAGUCUUCCAUUCUGAACACAGUGUGUCCCUGUUGUGUUGAAUUACCUUGCUAUCAUAAACUAGUAAUGAAGUAGCUACACCGUAUGUGUAUUGAGGGACCAGAGGGGUUUGUAUUGUCUCUGAUAUAACUAGAUUACUGAGUCAUCAAAAUUAUUUUCAUAAUUGACUGUUUAAAAGCAUAGUUUAUACAAUGAUUGCAGUGAUUUUGAAUAGUAUUGGGUUGGCUAUGGUAGGUUAAGUUUAGGCUUGAGUAAGACUGAAUAUCCAGACCUUCCUUUAGAACUGAGCUGCUUUGCUGACUGAUCUCUCUGAUUCAUGGGAAUUGGAGGCUUUUAAGUGUUAAUUUCUAGCCUGGAAUCCAAACUGAUAUGCUGUUUCAUCACUAAACACAUUGUUCAGUCUGAUUUCACCAGGCUAGUUCAUUUCUCCAUAUGUCUUACUGAUCAAUCCACUGAUGACUGGAUCUGCAGACAGACUGAUAGAUGUAGAAGUGUCCUUACGCUCGCUGUACCUCUGUGUAUUUCACACCCUCACUUUCUCACUCAACUUCCAGUCAGUAUCUGAUGUGAUUUAACAGAUAGAUGUUUUAUGUUCCUUAUUUUCUACGGCUCAAUGGUGGUGUAUUUUUUCAUUACCAUAUGACAUGGCUCAUCUGUGCUCAUCCUCGUGGUAACCAAGGGAGACACUGACACUGGAAUUCAGUAUACCCUAAGUACCUGUUGUAAUUAUGUUUAGUGGAACAGUGCUUUCCGGAUUGAUACAGCACCGUGUAGGAGAACUGUCGGUACACGUUGGACUGCUAGGCAGGCACACAUUUGGAAAUGAUCUUGAAGAUGAAUGAGACGUUUUAUUUUACAUGGUGACAAUGAAACGUCACAACAGGUUACAUCUGUGGUAGAGACAUUCAUUUAGUCUCUUUCAGCCUUCAUUUAGCUGUUCACUGAGCCUAUAUUGAACCCAUUCAUCAACGUAUACAAGCCCACCAGACAGACAGUCCUGCCCUGUUGUCUAAACCAAGACUGAUGAAGAACCUCCACUCACUGAAAUAACAUUUACUUUAAAGAUGUUUUGUUUACCCCAUUCACUUAUGAUGCCCUUUACCAUGGUUUCUGUGUGUAAACUCAGAGACAGCCAGGUUGUUACUCUUCCUGAAAGUCAACCUAAAUAGAUUUAACAUUGUCAGUUUGCCACUUUAGUUUGGGCUGGUUCCGACCACUAGGUCUCACAAGCCUAGUGAAUUCAAUAGAACAACCUUCAUACCUAGUCUAUCCCUAAAUGUACCAGUGCCCUUCGGCAGAAGCCCAGCCUUUGCUGCUCCAGGUUAUAAUAUUCACCCAAAUAUGAUUGUUUUAGCAGGCUUUAUUUUCAGACCCAACAGGCAGACAACAGGCAUGCAUUCAUUCCUACUAGUGUGACAAGAAGCCUGCUUAAUUUGCUAUAGACAGACCCAUAGCUCUGUUUAAGUUGAAAUGUUAGUACUGAGGGGAGAGCUGGAUUUGACUAAAGAUGGAACAAUAUAUUUGCUUUUAUGAUGUAUUUUGAUGAGAUAUUUCUGGUAGUUUGUUAUAGGUCUCCCUAUGUCACAUACAUCUACAGUGCUGAACUGACUGAUUAGGUCAGUCAUAGACUCGCCUCACUGGCACAAUGAAAUGACCAAUAUGCAACAGACAGAGACGAAUAAAGCACACACUACUACACGUUAAUUAGAAUUUUCAUUUUCGGUAAAGUAGUUGCUGAAAUUGACAAAUAGAUUAUUGGCAUUGUAUUUUUUGUUUCAAGCUUGAUAAUAUCCUAAAGUCAUCAAGUCUGUUCUUGUUUUUGUUUGGUUGUUUUUUGGACAGUUGCAAUAUUUGCAAGUUGUGGUCUGUGUAGUGGAAUAAUAUGUUGUGUAGUGGGGAGGACAAGUUGUGGUCUGUGUAGUGGAAUAAUACCUUAUGAAGUGGGGAGGACAAGUUGUGGUCUGUGUAGUGGAAUAAUACCUUAUGAAGUGGGGAGGACAAGCAUCUUAAAAAGUCAUGUGUAAUUUAUUGGAUUACUUUCUAUGAAGUUAUAUAGAGGAAAUUGAAGUUUAAUUAUUUUUAUUAAACAUAUUCUGACUAUCCAUGA